AUGGUUUCCAAGGCAAUAAGGAAUUUUACCCUUCCAUCACAGGAGCAAAAACCAAACGGGAACAAGCUAGAGACAGGGGAAGGGCAACAAGAGUUUGAGGCAGGGGAAGGGGAACAAGUAUGCCAAGUGUUCAUGUCAGACAGACCAGAUCAAGCUGAGACUUCAAUCCAAGCUAGACCUUUUAGAAGAACAAAGCUUGGGGCAAGAAGAGGGGGUGAAAACGCUUAUGUGCGAACAUUACGUGAGAACACCGUUGGAUCUAAUCUAACAGCUGCAUCAAAAGCAAUUGUAAGUGUAAGUGUUGUAUUAGAACGAGGCCUUCUUCUCUCUCCUCCCUCCAAAACGUCGAGUCGAAAACAGACGUCCCCUCCAAUCCAGCUAUUCGGUUUGUUCAAUUAA
This is a messenger RNA of Prunus armeniaca (apricot), 399 nucleotides long. NCBI's taxonomy places the organism in Eukaryota, Viridiplantae, Streptophyta, Magnoliopsida, Rosales, Rosaceae. The record is from the annotation of a GenBank genome assembly.